AUGAAAAUUAAGAAUAUCCUUAACAUCAAUAAUUCCGGGGAUGCUUCGAAGACAUUACAUGAAACAGUGUUAAAAAAUUUCAAUAAAACUCCGUCAGGAAAAAUCUAUGAGAAUGAAUUGAAGGAUAUUUACGGUAUGAUGCUCAUUUGCUUAGAAUUAAAAGACACCCUAGGAACUAGAAUAAGGUUUAACCCAUUAGCUAAGACUUAUCCGUAUUCAUUUCAUAUUGAAGAUGCUUUAGAAAAAAUGACACACUUGGAAGUAAAAAUUGAGUUAUCCAAGACAACGACUACAAUAUCGUAUAGCAUUAAGCCUGAGUUAGGAUCUGCGUUAUUAACGAAAUUCUUCAAUGCGAAGUUGUUACAUUCGCCAGCUGAUAGAACAAGAUCAAAGCCAAAGAAUGCUGUACUCUUGCAGCCCACUCCAAAAGGCGUAGCUAUACUUCAGGACUUCUAUAAGAAGAUAGGUGGCAAGAGAGAGGGUAUUCCUCCAAUCUUAUUAUCCAAUUUAAACUCAAUGGACUUGUUUAAGUUUGAUAGAGAUCCUAUAUCUGAUAAAAUAUUGUACUCGGACUAUUUUCUUCAGUUGAUAUUUGUGAAGUUAAUGAGCAGUUCCCCCAACGUUUGGUCUCCCGACAAAAAGGCUGACACUUUACCUUCGAUUGAUUCGAAACUAGACUUCAACGAAUGCUUUAGUGAUGGAUUUGACUUUAGCAUGUUAGGGAUUGACAAGGCGACAGUGAACUUGCAAAAUCUUUAUCCUGGUUGCGAGGGAGUCAAUUUCUGGGAUAGCCAAAGUAAUGGAAGUAGUAUUACCGUUGAUGAAAAGGACAAAAAAAGUUAUAUUGUUAGUCCAAUACACCAUAGGUACUUUACUAAUCCUGAAUCAGAUUCCCAUGUGCAAUACUAUGUAUCUAACACAGGCGUAAGGUUUCAUCAAAACAAGAUAUUCAGAUCCUCUACUGGGGAAGAUAUGAACAUCAAUCUAUGUAUUUCUGGUAAAGCAAUAUGCCAAUGGCUUUGUGAUUGUACUGAUGUUAUAAGCAUUCAUCAUGCCACUGAGAUUGCUGAUCUAUUAUUAAAGGUAAAAUUACUAGUACCGAUAACUCUGUCUCCAUCUAAUGCUAAUUAUAAACGGUUUCAACCUGAUAGAUCCUCGUUUUACGUAUUGGGUGAACAAGGAUUGAAUAUUGUGCAUUGGAUGGAUAUAAAAGAGAAUGAAUUGGUUAACAAUAUUGAAGAAGCCUCGGCAGAUAGACAUACUUAUAAAGAAUUAUCAAGUCAAAGUAUAGAAUCAUUUAUUGAUAACUGUAUGUCUAGGGAUCUUAAGUCUCAAAGAAAUUCGAAGGUACCUAUAACGACAUUACAGGAAAACUUGAAAGAUCCUGGAAUGAGGUAUUUAUUUAAGAAGCAUCUAGAAAAAGAGUUCUGCUCAGAGAACCUUGAAGCGUAUUUGCAACUAAAGCAAUUCCACAAAAAGAUAACCAUUCUAAGCGAACUUCUAAUCUUCAAGAGAAACUGCAUGAAGCACACUACGAAAUCUAUUGAUUGUCAAAUUGUUCAAUUAGCCAAUACCUGCUUAGGUAUGGCAUAUCACAUUUAUUUUACUUACUUAAGUUCAGACUCUCCUUUCUUGUUAAACAUUAAUUAUAACUUGAAGGAACAAAUAACAACAAUUAUGUUGAAUAAGUCUAUGGUUUCAAGUGCAACUACUCAAGACUAUACAAAAACUACGAUACAAGAGAGCCUUGGAGACAAUCGUUCUGCACCUCAAGGUAUUUCAGGUGAUAUUGAAUUAGAGAUUACACCUACAUCACCUGUUUCAUCCACAAAGCUGAAUGCAAGUAGCAGAGAAACUAGAAUCAUAGGGGAUUCGAAUAUCAAGAGGCAAGAUAUUGUGUACCAGGAGUUUGACUUCCAGUUUAAAUCGCCUAUGGAACAAAAUAUCAGAAAUACUUUGAAUAUUUUGGUUCAAGUGUCAGCAAUCUUUGAUGCCACAGCUAAUCACAUUUACAGGUUAAUGGAAGUGGAUUCAUUUCCUAAAUUCUUGGAUAGUGACAUCUAUCAACAUGCAACUUCUUACAUAGAACUUAGAAAAUAA
Debaryomyces hansenii CBS767 is the source of this 2100-nucleotide messenger RNA. RefSeq names its product GTPase-activating protein (gene SST2). Gene Ontology annotation, biological process: intracellular signal transduction. The transcript has a single exon. Lineage: Eukaryota; Fungi; Ascomycota; Pichiomycetes; Serinales; Debaryomycetaceae. The record is from RefSeq and is a predicted model, not a curated record. The coding region runs from base 1 to 2100 and encodes 699 amino acids.